AUGGCAUUACAAUUGAAGCAAAAACAACAAUUUUUUAGGCAAAAUCUAGAAGCCAAUGUUGGAAAGAAUCUUAAGAUGGGUUAUUGUACCAACCCUGCACCUAAUAAGAUCAUUGUUUUUGAUCCAGAAACUGAUCAAGUAAGGGAGCUUCCUAUGCUGCAGGACAGAAGCCGCCACAUACUUGGUUUGGGGGUUUUGGACGACUGCUUCUGUAUGUCUUGUUGGGACAUUAACCAAGUAGAAGUGAUUGCAAUGAAAGAAUAUGGUAAUGAAGAAUCUUGGACUCCUUUGUUUGAGAUAUCAAUUCUGAAAUUCUACAGCAUCCCUUAUGGCACAAAGUUGACACCAUUGAUGCUCAUGGAAAAUGGUGAAGUCUUGAUGCUAAGGGAUGAUGAUACUAUUUUUGGUUAUAACCCUCAAACGAUGGAAUACAAUUAUGAGUACCGCGAAGUGCUUGGCAGCUGUCCUCAUAUAUUCAUCGAAAGUUUAAAUAACCCUCAUGCCUAG
Molecule: messenger RNA, 507 nt
Organism: Coffea eugenioides
Lineage: Eukaryota; Viridiplantae; Streptophyta; Magnoliopsida; Gentianales; Rubiaceae
Exons: 2
Coding region: 1-507 (168 amino acids)
Source: RefSeq, a predicted model, not a curated record